AACGACUCUCAGAAACAAUACCGUUUGUCGCUUUUUCAGAUUAUCGAUGAUUGUAGUUUUUCCAUCAUAUUUUCCAAGUGUUUUUGUUAAAAUUAGGUUUAAAUAGAAAAAAAAAACACCCCUAAGCAACAUGAGAGAAUUACGUGAAAAUCUCUGUAUUAUAGUCGAGUGUUUAGUGAAGUUUUAAUGAUACAAAACUAAAGUAGAGACGCCAGUGAUUAUUUUGGAAAAAUCAUAACAAAGGGGAAUAUUUUCCUUCUGCUAAGGGAAAAUAGCAUAUUUUUUUUUCUUUUAAUGAACUAAAGUGAUAAAAAAAAAACAAGAGAGAUUGAUAAAAAUUAGAGCAGUAUUAAAAUUCUAUAAAUGGCCCUUUUAUUUACGAGCAUGUGGGACUCAACAAUGUUCCUGAGCACUCUAACCCCUAAAUUUUAUGUUGCUCUCACCGGAACAUCAUCAUUAAUUUCAGGACUUAUUUUAAUUUUUGAGUGGUGGUAUUUCAGAAAGUAUGGAACUUCAUUCAUUGAACAAGUUUCUUUAAAUCACAUAUCACCGUGGAUCGGUGGUGGAGACACAUCAAGUGAUGGAAAUAAUUCCAGCAUAAACAGUACAAAUUCCUCGAAUCAACAAAAUGUACCUGAAUGCAAAGUAUGGCGAAAUCCAAUAAAUCUUUUUCGAGGCGCCGAAUACCAAAGGUUCUAUUGGGCAACAAAUAAAGAGCCCUUGACUUAUUACGAUAUGAAUUUAUCGGCGCAGGAUCAUCAAACAUUUUUCACAUGCGAAGGCGAUAAUGGAAAAGCUGAAUAUGAAAUAAUGCAAACAGCAUGGAGAGAACGUAAUCCAAUGGUGCGAAUUAAAGCAGCUCACACGGCACUUGAACAUAAUCCGGAUUGUGCACCGGCUUAUAUUCUGUUAGCCGAGGAGGAGGCAACGACAAUUCUUGAGGCGGAGAAAAUUCUUAAACAAGCGUUAAAAGUUGCUGAGAAUAAUUAUCGUAAAUCACAAAAUACACAGCAUCAAGGUUCGAUAGCCGAGGCAAUUCAUAGGCGAGAUACAAAUGUUUUGAUUUACAUUAAACGAAGACUCGCGAUGUGCGCGAGAAAAUUGGGAAAAUUAAAAGAGGCGGUGAAAAUGUUUCGCGAUUUAACCAAGGAGGUGCCGCCAAUUAUGAAUGUAUUAAAUAUUCAUGAAAAUCUCAUUGAGGCAUUGCUUGAGAUGCAAGCCUAUGCGGACGUUCAAGCGGUUUUAGCAAAAUAUGACGAUAUAAGUUUACCAAAAUCGGCGACAAUUUGUUAUACGGCCGCUUUAUUGAAAGCGAGACUUGUUGCUGAUAAAUUUUCCCCUGAUAUCGCCAGUAAACGAGGAUUAACCACAUCGGAAAUGUCGGCUGUUGAAGCUAUUCACAGAGCAGUGGAAUUCAAUCCUCACGUUCCCAAGUACCUUUUGGAAAUGAAACCAUUAAUAUUGCCGCCUGAACAUGUUUUAAAACGUGGCGACUCUGAGGCAAUUGCUUAUGCGUUCUUUCAUCUUUCACACUGGAAACAAAUGGAGGGAGCAUUAAAUUUACUGCAUUGCACGUGGGAGGGCACAUUUAGAAUGUUACCCUAUCCAUUGGAACGUGGACAUUUAUUUUAUCCCUAUCCAACAUGCACAGAAUGUGCUGAUCGUGAACUAUUGCCAGCGUUUCACGAUGUCAGUGUCUAUCCAAAAAAAGAGUUACCAUUUUUUAUUUUAUUCACCGCCGGUUUGUGCUCGUUCACUGCAUUGGUAGCACUCUUGAUACAUCAAUAUCCAGACACAAUGGGUGUCGUUGCACGUGCAAUGCUCGCCUGGUUUUCUCUUCCAUUUUACUAUGUAAUGGAUAAACUCGAGACAGUUUUGCCCUCGAAUCUUCUACAACAACUUUCAAGAAUAUAAAAGAUCUUUACAAAGAAAAAAGAUCCAAAAUCUAUUGUGAUAUUUGUAGUACGAUUUCUUUAUUUUCAAAAAAAAAAAUUAUUAAUUAACAAACUAAUUUUUUAAUAACAAUUCAUUAUUAAUUGUUGAUAAAUUGAUUGUUAAUUAAUAAUUAUAAUCUAUGUGAGAAUACGGAUGACAUUCUUUAUUAGAGAUUACAAGAAAAAAAAAAGUUAAGUUAUAUUAAACAAAUUGUUUUUUAUUUUGUAUCUACAUUUUUGAAAUGUAGUCACAAGAUUGUUUGAAAGCUGAAUGAACAAUGAAAAAAUGAAUUCCAUAUUUUAUUUUAUUCAGGACUGAUAAUACUC
Molecule: messenger RNA, 2261 nt
Organism: Leptopilina boulardi
Lineage: Eukaryota; Metazoa; Arthropoda; Insecta; Hymenoptera; Figitidae
Product: protein ST7 homolog
Exons: 3
Coding region: 364-1914 (516 amino acids)
Molecular function (GO): protein binding
Source: RefSeq, a predicted model, not a curated record